This is a messenger RNA of Lycium ferocissimum, 3338 nucleotides long. RefSeq names its product pentatricopeptide repeat-containing protein At1g43980, mitochondrial. Lineage: Eukaryota; Viridiplantae; Streptophyta; Magnoliopsida; Solanales; Solanaceae. The record is from RefSeq and is a predicted model, not a curated record. Bases 269 to 2197 code for a protein of 642 amino acids. The transcript has 2 exons. Gene Ontology annotation, biological process: RNA modification. Gene Ontology annotation, molecular function: RNA binding; protein binding.
CAUUCAUACAGAAAACCCCGUUUUGUGCAAAUAAGGGUUAAACCACAAAUAACAAAGAGGAAAUAGUAUAAGUUUAAAUUCAUUUUUAUUUUCUUUCAGACAUCCUUAAACUACAAUGGAGGGAAUGUUUACUGUUUCGCCCUAUGAAUAUCUAAAGUUCUCAGACAUGGAAGAAUAUUCGAACCAAGAAUCUACAAGACCAAAUAUUAAAGCUACACUGAACGUUAUUUGUGAGCAUUGUCAUGUUUGUUAGGAGUAUAUCACUUGUAUGUACCCUUUUAUACAAAAAGCUUACAAAUACCACACACAUUCAUUUUCAUUUUAUUCUCGCCUCAUAACUCAGUGUCCCUCAAUUAGAAAUUCAUGGAAUUCUUUGCAAAUACUUCAUGGGAAAUUAAUAAAACUUGGUUUUAACAAGAAUACUUUUCUUGGUAAUUGUUGUCUUGAUUUGUAUAGCAAAGUUGGAGCAAAAAAUGAUGCUUUAAAAGUAUUUAAUGAAAUACCCAACAAGAAUGUUGUGUCAUGGAAUAUGUGCUUGAAAGUGCUUGUGAAGUUUUGUGAUUUGCAUAGUGCACGAAACCUGUUUGAUGAAAUGCCUGAGAGAGAUGUUGUGAGUUGGAAUUCGAUGAUUUCGGGGUAUGGUUUGUAUGGGUUGUUUGAGAAUGCUUUGGGUGUUUUCUUGGAAAUGCAAAAGUAUGGUAUUAGGCCUAGUGGAUAUAGUUUUUCGAUAUUGAUUUCGUAUGUUGAGUUUGCUUUCCAUGGCAAGGAAAUACAUGGAAAUAUGUUAAGGUAUGGUGUGGAUUUGUCUAAUGUUGUUGUUGGGAAUACACUGAUUGAUAUGUAUGGAAAGGUUGGGCUAGUGGAUUAUGCUACUGGUGUAUUUUUAGCCAUGGAGACGGUCGAUGUUAUUUCAUGGAACUCGUUGAUUUCGAGCUGUUGUAAAUCAGGGUAUGAAGAUACAGCUCUAUCUUAUUUCUGUUUGAUGAGAGCUUGUAGAUAUUUUCCGGAUGAGUUUACAAUGUCGUCUGUGCUUAUUGGAUGUUCUAACUUGCGCUGUUUGGAAAAGGGUAAGCAAAUCUUAUGUCUUUGCAUAAAGAUGGGAUUUUUGUGCAAUACGAUUGUUUCAAGUGCAGCAAUUGACUUGUUUUCUAACUGCAACAGAAUUGAAGAUUCAGUUUGCAUAUUCAAGGAUUCAAAUAUUUGGGACACAGCUUUGUGCAAUUCGAUGAUUUCGAGCUAUGCUCUGAACAGUUUAGAAGAAAAUGCCUUGCGUUUAUUUGUCCUAACUUUGAGGGAGAAUAUUAGACCUACGGAGUUUACACUUAGUUGCAUUCUUAGCUGUGCUACAACCUUCCCUGUGGAUAUGGGGAUUCAAGCUCAUUCUUUGGUCAUCAAGUUAGGCUUUGUAUUAGAUCCAAUUGUUUCCACUUCACUUGUAGAUAUGUAUUCUAAACAUGGAUUGAUUGAUUCAGCCUCAAAUAUUUUCAGUGACCUCCUGACAAGAGAUUUAAUAUCGUGGAACACCAUGAUCUUUGGGCUGGCUAUCAAUGGUGAACCUACCAAAUCACUCAGCCUUUAUUAUGAACUACUUGAAGUCGGCGGUCAACCCGAUCGAAUAACGUUGACCGCUGUUCUGUCAGCUUGCAGUUAUGGUGGUUUUGUUGAUGAAGGUAUAGCUAUAUUUUCAUCAAUGGAAGAGGAAUAUGAAGUUAGACCUGGCAUUGAGCACUACACUUGUGUUGUGGACAUGAUGACCAGAGCUGGUAAACUUAAAGAAGCCGGAGAUAUAUUACAAAAUAUGCCUCAUGAGCCCAACAGUGAAAUAUGGGAAUCGAUACUUCUUGCUUGUGAUAUUUAUGGGGACUUGAAAGAAACUGAAAAGGUUGCAGGGAAGAUAAUGGAGUUAGCACCAGAAUCAUCUCUGCCUUAUUUGGUGCUAGCGCAAGUAUACGAGUCCAGGGGAAGAUGGGAGAGCCUUGUUCGGGUCAGGAAGGAGAUGAAAGAGAGAAUUGAAAAGAGAGUAACUAGUUACAGCUGGAUUAGUGUACGCAACUGUGUAAUCACAUUCGAAGGAAACCAAAUUCUUAGUUGUGGCAGUAAGGACAUAGGUAUCUAUUCAACAUUGAGGCUACUGACGGAGGACACACGGGAUAAAGAUUUAUGCCUAGCAGUUGCAACUGGGAGUAAUAGCUGCUAAACAGAUGAGUAUAGUAGCACUGAUGAAAAAGCUAAAUUUGAUAUUGAUUCUUAAACAGUGGGCAAAGCUUCACUGUUGAUGUGUGGGUUCGCUUUAAGUGCAUUCAAGGUCUGAAUCUGAUUCAUCUUUGUCUUUAAGCAAAUCUAGAGAUAAUAAGUGAGUAUAAAAGAAGGUUUUGCAUGACUUUGAAACUAGGGAAGCACUUUUGCUUUGACAUCUUGAUGAAUCAAGUUAAACUGACGUGGAUAAAGAUGGAGAGAUAUAUCAUGUGGCAAUUUGCAAUGAUGUGGUAUAAGAUUGUAUCUUUCAUUGUACCAAAACGGAAACAAGCUUUUCCAAACUUCAAAUUUCCACAUGUAUACAAUGGGGACCCAUUAAGGGUAAAAGGAUACUCUCUUUGUUUCAGAAUGCAGAAUUGGAGCAAUUCCAUAGAACUCAGAAUGUUGCAUCUGACAAAAACCUAUAUUUCGAAACUUAAGCUACCUAGCUGUUUUAUUUUGGCCCAUUAGAGAGGUAUUCACUUCAUCAACAUGAGAUCAUUCUUUCAGCUAGAGCAGUUUUAUGUGUCUUCAUCAAGCCACAAACAUCUUUAUAGAACAGUGAUUGUCAAGUAGCGGAUAUUACUCAUUGACCUCUCCAUGUCUUGGAUGCCUCAUGAUAGAGUUUGAAGGGUGAGAAAUGCUGGGCUUGACUGGAAGAUUAAAAGGUACAGAAAUUUCCAGUUCUCCAUUUAACCGCCAAAAGGAUCUGGAUGAAUGCUGCUUUCUAUUAUCGGUAGCUUCUUCUUCUUAAGUUUGUUAUCCUCCUAUCUCCGAUCAAAUUGUUUAUGUCCUGAAAGAUCUAUUUCCAAGGGCAUGGAAAAAGGGGACAAAAGAGGUCCAAUAUAGUUGUUAUUCUUGUUGUCCACCUCUUGGAAUAAGUUAUCUUAUUAAAUACUGUUUAAUUUGAACUUACUUUUGGCUAGAAAUUAUGCCUCUUUUGUAGAUGUAAUGUGAAAUCUAUAGAACUCUAAGUUGGAAAGGCCAAAAAAAAACAUUGAUAAUAUCGAAGAGGUCUAGAGGACAGUUGAGACCUUCAGAGAACUUGUGCAAAAUUUAUGUAGAAACCCUAAAGUUUAAUGACUCUUUGUAUUUUUCUUUUG